AGCACAUGUUCUCAUUAAACCCCCCACUUGAUGCUUCAUACCCUUCCUCUUUCGUUUCAUUCUCUUAAACCAUACCUCCUUGCCUUCAUCUCAUCAGCUGUUUACAAAUACAGAGAGAAGAUAAGAACCGAAUGUUUUGGUGAGACAAUCCGACGAGAUGAAGAUUCAGUGCAACGUAUGUGAGAUGGCGGAGGCGACGGUGCUUUGUUGCGCCGACGAGGCGGCUCUAUGUUGGAGUUGCGAUGAGAAGAUUCACGCUGCCAAUAAGCUUGCCAGUAAGCAUCAGAGGGUUCUUCUUUCAAAUUCUAAUUCUCAGAUGCCUAAGUGUGAUAUCUGCCAGGAAACAGUUGGUUACUUCUUUUGUCUGGAAGAUAGGGCUUUACUAUGCAGAAAAUGUGAUGUUGCAAUACAUACAGUCAACACUUUUGUUUCAUCACACCAGAGGUUUCUGCUUACUGGAGUGAAAGUAGGACAAGAAGCUACAGAACAUGGUGCACCAUUGACUUCCAGGAAGUCAACCAUCACCAAAACUACUCUCCCUUUGUCUCCAACUGACGAAUACAACAAUCUGCCUCCAGUCCAAACUGCUGAAACUGACUAUUUUACCCCUACUCCUAGUUUGCCUCCUGUUGUAGGUUCUUCACCUGAUGGUUUUCAAGAAUGGCAGCUUGAUGAUUAUCUUAGGGUUCUUACUGAUAUUAACUGCAUCGAUAAUGUCCCCUCCAAGGUUAAUGAUGGGAACUGUUCACCAAUUCUAAAACGAAUGGAGGCAGAAUUAGAUGAAGGUUUAGGUCAGGUGCCCGAUGCAUCUUGGGCAGUUCCACAAAUGUGGCCCAAAAAUAACGAUCAUCAUCAUCAUCAUCAUCCCCACCAUGUGCCAGAUGUAUGCUACACACAUGUGCCAGAUGUAAAUCUAUAUCGUUCCUAUUAAAAAGUACAAGUAAGCCUAAAAAGGAGGAGACAUUUAUAAUAAGUCGUCCUUUUCUUGUGGUCCUUUGGUAUUUGUACCAUUUGGUGCAUUUUUGAAAGGACAGUGUUUUGUUUUCGUAAUACAGGAAUGAUAGUGUUAACUGUUAGUUGUUAGCUUUAAGUUCACGUUGUUCUGUGUGAUGUUUGUAGUCUAUAGAAUUUGUUACAAAAAUGAAAAGUGUAUGAGUGGUGUACUGAGUGCCUCUGCUUUUUGCAAUAUGUUCCUGAAGUUAUCACUUGUAGAGCAUGAAGAUAAAUGUACACUUGCUUUAAGGUUAAAGAGAUGAUAUUGUAUUGUUA
Molecule: messenger RNA, 1269 nt
Organism: Lactuca sativa (garden lettuce)
Lineage: Eukaryota; Viridiplantae; Streptophyta; Magnoliopsida; Asterales; Asteraceae
Product: B-box zinc finger protein 21
Biological process (GO): regulation of DNA-templated transcription; photomorphogenesis
Cellular component (GO): nucleus
Molecular function (GO): zinc ion binding
Source: RefSeq, a predicted model, not a curated record